UGGUUAAACCUAAAAAUGUGAGUUUGGUUUUGUUUUCAUCUGGUACUUUAAACGUUUCUUUUACCUGAUUUUAUGGUGAUUUCUUUUUUGUUUCGUGGUUAAAUUAUUGUUCAAUUGAUAUUUAAAGAUGGCUGAAGAGAAGAAAGUAUUGAUUGGAGACAAUAUUUUGUCACAAAAUUGUUUCACUGAAUACAGUGAUUCAAUUUCUGACAAGACUCUGAAAGUUCUCGAUGAAAUGGGCUUCAGUCGAAUGACUCAAAUUCAAGCUGAAUCUAUUCCCCAUUUGUUGGAAGGAAAAGAUCUUGUUGGGUCAGCUAAAACUGGUUCUGGUAAAACACUAGCUUUUCUUAUACCUGUUAUUGAAUUGAUGAGUAAACUCAAAUUUAUGCCUAGAAAUGGGACUGGAGUCAUCAUUAUUUCUCCUACUCGUGAAUUAUCUAUGCAAACUUUUGGUGUUUUGAAAGAUCUAAUGAAAUAUCAUUCCCAGACGUUUGGUUUAAUCAUGGGUGGCACAAAUAGAAGAUCAGAAGCUGACAAACUUAUUAAAGGAGUAAACAUACUUGUUGCAACACCUGGUAGACUCUUGGAUCAUCUUCAAAAUACAAAAAAUUUUCUGUUUAAAAAUCUUCAAUGCUUAGUAAUUGAUGAAGCUGAUCGUAUACUGGAUAUUGGUUUUGAAGAGGAAAUGAAACAAAUUAUUCGCAUCCUUCCCACGAGGAGACAAACUAUGCUUUUCAGUGCAACUUUAACUCAAAAAACUGAAACUCUAAUUUCUUUGGCUCUUAAAGGAGAGCCUAUGUACGUUGGUAUUGCGGAUAAUAAAGAUACGGCUACAGUCGAUGGGUUAGAACAAGGCUAUGUUAUUGCUCCAAGUGAGAAGCGAUUUUUGCUUCUCUUCACUUUCCUGAAGAAAAAUCGAAACAAGAAGAUAAUGGUUUUUUUCAGUUCAUGUAUGUCAGUCAAAUUUCACCAUGAACUUCUCAAUUACAUCGAUCUUCCUGUCAUGUGUAUUCAUGGAAAGCAAAAGCAAACCAAGAGAACAACAACUUUCUUCCAAUUCUGUAAUGCUGAUUCUGGUAUCCUGCUUUGUACCGAUGUUGCUGCCAGAGGCUUAGACAUUCCAAAAAUUGAUUGGAUUGUUCAAUAUGAUCCUCCAGAUGAUCCAAAGGAAUACAUCCACAGAGUCGGUCGAACAGCUCGAGGAGAUCAAGCCAUUGGUCAUGCAUUAUUAUUGCUUAGACCAGAAGAACUCGGUUUCCUGCAAUAUCUUAAAGAAGCUAAAAUUCCAUUAAUGGAAUUUGAAUUUUCGUGGAAUAAAGUAGCCAAUAUUCAAGCACAGCUUGAAAAAUUGAUUGGUAAAAAUUACUUUUUAAAUCUAUCAGCUAAGGAAGCUUACAAGGCUUACAUCAGAGCUUACGAUUCUCACCAUCUUAAAACAAUAUUCGAUAUUAAUACAUUGGAUUUGAUUGCCGUUUCAAAAUCCUUUGGUUUCCAGAACCCGCCGUUUGUUGAUUUACCCAUUUCGAACAAAAAGCCUGUUGAACGAACUAUGAAGCGUAAAAGAGACGCAAGUUUUAAAUCUGUUACCCCUGGAGGAGAAAAGAAAUUUGCCAAAUCAAAUAUUUACAAGAAACCAAAAAAGAUGGGACAAGACAAACGACAAUUUUCCAAAUGAAUUUGAUAAACUAAUUGAAUGUAAUUUAUGUAAAAUUGAGGUUAAGUUAAAAUAUUGCCGAUUAUAUUUACAUAUUAAAAGGAAAUUUUUUCUAACCUA
Tetranychus urticae (two-spotted spider mite) is the source of this 1774-nucleotide messenger RNA. It is a transcript of the gene pit, whose product is annotated as probable ATP-dependent RNA helicase pitchoune. NCBI's taxonomy places the organism in Eukaryota, Metazoa, Arthropoda, Arachnida, Trombidiformes, Tetranychidae. Gene Ontology annotation, molecular function: RNA helicase activity; ATP binding; nucleic acid binding. The record is from RefSeq and is a predicted model, not a curated record.